UUAAACUGAUUCUCCGCUGGUGGCGAGACCUGGACGCAGAAUUUAUAACUACAAUGAUUAGAUUCUUGAAAAAUUAUCUUUUUUUGUUUACAAUUUAAUUACGUUUUAAUUGUUUCACUCGCUUUGAUUUUUGUUAAUUUCAUUUCUGUUAGGAUGUCACAAAGAGCGAAGGUCCUGGAUUUGUACAAAAGACUUCUCUAUAUGGGAAUUGAAUGGCCUCAGGGUUUCACUCAUUUUCGAGAUCGAUGUAAACGUUCAUUUCUCAAUAAUAAGGAUUUAAAUGAUUCAACAGCGGUUGAAAAGUGUCUCCAACGUGGUGAAUAUGUGAUCAAAGAGAUUGAAGCUUUGUAUAAGCUUAAAAAAUAUCGAGCACUUAAGAGAAGAUAUUACAAAGAUUGAAUAUUUUUCUAUGUGUGUGUAGUUAUUAUCACUUGUUGAUUAUUAAUUGAUUGACCGAGUAUUUACUUCAUGAGUUUUGAAAUAUCCGUUCAAAAUUAUAAAUCUUACUUUUUCAUGUAUUUACAAUUGUAGUUAUUUUUAAAUAUAUAACAAAAGAAGUUAUUUACAUCAAGAGAUCCAUCAAUCUGCUUCUUUGAAGUUCAUUGAUAUUUAACUUUUUACCACCAUUACCACCUUUUAAUAAAAAGUUUAAUUGUUUCAA
Panonychus citri (citrus red mite) is the source of this 661-nucleotide messenger RNA. RefSeq names its product LYR motif-containing protein 5A-like (gene osi). The coding region runs from base 154 to 399 and encodes 81 amino acids. Lineage: Eukaryota; Metazoa; Arthropoda; Arachnida; Trombidiformes; Tetranychidae. Gene Ontology annotation, biological process: respiratory electron transport chain. The record is from RefSeq and is a predicted model, not a curated record. Gene Ontology annotation, cellular component: mitochondrion. The transcript is spliced from 2 exons.